Molecule: messenger RNA, 8774 nt
Organism: Cyprinodon tularosa
Lineage: Eukaryota; Metazoa; Chordata; Actinopteri; Cyprinodontiformes; Cyprinodontidae
Product: protein unc-79 homolog
Exons: 50
Coding region: 138-8396 (2752 amino acids)
Molecular function (GO): protein binding
Source: RefSeq, a predicted model, not a curated record
CAAUCAGACCGAGCCUGGCUGCUGCGAGGGCGCACGCAUUCACUUUUCCACGUCUGAGGGAAGCACAUCGCCGGGAGGAAGAUUAAACACUGAAACAUCUGACAGUCCGGGUUUAUGUCUCCCGAAGUGUCUGCGAAAUGUCCACGAAGGCAGAACAGUUUGCCUCUAAGAUACGAUACUUGCAAGAGUAUCACAACCGUGUGCAACACAAUAUUUACCCUGUGCCCUCCGGAACAGACAUUGCAAACACACUGAAAUACUUUUCCCAAACCCUCCUCAGCAUUCUGUCCCGCACAGGCAGGAAGGAGAACCAGGAAGCUUCCAAUUUGGCCGUGCCCAUGACCAUGUGUCUUUUUCCUGUGCCAUUCCCACUCACCCCAUCUCUAAGACCACAAGUCAGUUCCAUCAACCCUACAGUUACUCGCUCCCUCCUUUACAGCGUUCUGCGCGAAGCCCCGUCAGACCGCGGGGGGCAGGGGCAGCAGAGUCGGGACGCUCAGCUCUCAGAGUACCCCUCUCUGGACUAUCAGGGCCUCUAUGUGACCCUCGUGACCCUGCUUGACCUGGUGCCCCUGCUGCAGCACGGUCAGCAUGAUCUGGGGCAGUCAAUAUUUUACACAACAACCUGCCUCCAGCCCUUCCUCAGUGAUGAUAUUCUCAGCACUUUGCCCUACACAAUGAUCUCAACAUUAGCCACAUUCCCUCCCUUCCUCCAUAAAGACAUCAUAGAGUACCUGAGCACCUCUUUCCUCCCCAUGGCAAUAUUGGGUUCAACUCGUAGGGAGGGUGGAGUGCCUGCUUACGUCAAUUUAUCGGCCUCUUCUAUGCUCAUGAUUGCAAUGCAGUACACCUCAAACCCAGUCUAUCACUGUCAGCUGUUGGAGUGCCUAAUGAAGCACAAACAGGAAGUGUGGAAGGACCUGCUUUAUGUUAUAUCUUACGGUCCCUCCCAAGUAAAACCUCCAGCUGUGCAAAUGCUGUUUCACUACUGGCCCAACCUGAAGCCACCUGGAGCCAUCAGUGAAUACAGAGGGCUGCAGUACACAGCCUGGAAUCCUAUCCACUGUCAACACAUCGAGUGCCACAAUGCCAUCAAUAAACCUGCUGUCAAGAUGUGCAUAGAUCCUACUCUCUCUGUAGCACUGGGAGACAAGCCACCACCUCUUUAUUUAUGCAAGGAGUGCAGCCAGAGGAUUGCAGGAGAUCAUCCUGAAUGGCUUGUUGAUGUCCUACUGCCACAAGCAGAGAUAUCUGCCAUUUGUCAAAAAAAGAACUGCAGCUCUCAUGUCAGGAGGGCCGUGGUCACCUGCUUCUCAGCCGGCUGCUGCGAGCGCCAUGGCAACAGGCCCGUCCGCUACUGCAAGCGUUGCCAUGUCAACCACCACAGCAGCGAGGUGGGGGCUGCGGCGGAGACCCAUCUGUACCAGACUUCGCCCCCUCCCAUCAACACACGGGAGUGCGGAGCGGAGGAGCUGGUCUGCACGGUGGAAGCUGUCAUUAGCCUUCUGAAGGAGGCAGAAAUCUAUGCAGAACAGCGAGAGUUUGAGCUGAACAGGCGUCGUCAGAUGGGCCUGUCUGCCUCCCACCACUCUCUGGACAACAUAGACUUUGACAACAAGGAGGACGACCAGCACGACCAGCGUCUACUUAGUCAGUUUGGCAUCUGGUUUCUGGUGAGCCUAUGUACGCCCAAUGAGAACACCCCAACAGAGAGCCUGGCGCGGCUGGUCAGCAUGGUCUUCCAGUGGUUCCACUCCACUGCCUACAUGAUGGACGAUGAAGUGGGAAGCCUGGUGGAGAAGCUGAAGCCGCAGUUUGUAACUAAGUGGUUAAAGACGGUGUGUGAAGUCCGCUUCGACGUCAUGGUCAUGUGUCUGCUGCCAAAACCUGUGGAGUUUGCCAGGGUGGGAGGUUACUGGGAUAAAUCAUGUAGCACGGUGACACAGCUGAAGGAGGGUCUCAACCGGAUUCUGUGUCUGAUACCCUACAAUGUCAUUAGUCAACCACUGUGGGAGUGUUUCAUGCCUGAGUGGCUUGAGGCCAUCCGUACCGAGGUGCCUGACAGCCAGCUCAAAGAAUUCAGGGAGGUGCUCAGCAAGAUGUUUGAUAUUGAGCUGUGUCCCCUGCCUUUCUCCAUGGAGGAGAUGUUUGGCUUCAUCAGCUGCAGAUUCUCCGGCUACCCAGCGUCUGUGCAAGAGCAGGCCCUUUUAUGGCUGCACGUGCUGUCAGAGCUGGACAUCGUUGUUCCCCUCCAGCUGCUGAUCGGGAUGUUCUCGGACGGAGUGAACUCGCUGAAGGAACUGGCCAACCAGAGAAAGGCUCGUGCCUCCGACCUGUCUGGCAACACUGGAGCUCGCCAGGUGAGCGUUGUGUCAGAUCCGGGCCGACGCGGGCAGCACAACACCCUGAGCCCCUUCCCCAGCCCCUUCAGGAGCCCCUUCCGCAGCCCCCUGCACUGCAGCCCCUUUAAAAACCUGGGUCACGCCACUGGCAAUUGUGCCUUGGACCUCGACUGUGAUGAUGAUGACAUGAACCUUGGCUGUUUCAUCCUCAUGUUUGACCUCAUCUUGAAGCAGAUGGAGCUCCAGGAUGACGGUGUGAUGCUGGGUCUAGACAGCAGCCUGGGGAAAGAUAUCGUCGGCAUCAUCAACAACGUCUUUCAGGCCCCGUGGGGGGGCUCCCACACCUGCCAGAAGGAUGAGAAGGCCCUUGAGUGUAGCCUGUGCCAAUCCAGCAUCCUGUGCUACCAGCUGGGCUGUGAGCUUCUAGAAAGGCUGACCCCCCGGGAGGAGAUACGCCUUGUGGAGCCCACAGAUUGCUUGGAGGACACCUUGAUCCCCUGUCAACCAGACUUCUCCAUUGGGACAGAAAAUGGAAGUGAGGAAGAAGAAAACCUGAGUGAAGCAAACAAUGAUAACCCCAACAACCAUUCUCCUGAGAAUCCAGUUUCCUUUCUUCCAGCAAUGAAGAACAAUUCUGACAAGAAGUUUUCCUAUCAGCAGCUCCCUGUUUCUUUAAAGCUGAUAUACACUAUCCUGCAGGAAAUGUCCAAGUUUGAGGAGCCCGACAUCUUGUUCAACAUGCUGAACUGUCUGAAGAUCCUGUGCCUUCAUGGAGAGUGUCUGUACCUUGCACACAAGGAUCACCCUCAGUUUCUGGCCUACAUCCAGGAGAAGAUGCUCAUCCCCAGCCUGUGGUCUAUGCUGAAGUCAGAGUUCUGCCAGCUGGCCUCUCUGGCUGUGCCGCAGCUUCUCCAUGCGCUCUCACUGUCCCACGGAGCUGACAUCUUCUGGAAGCUCAUUAACACAAACUUCAAGAGCAAAGAUUGGAAAAUACGUUUUGAAGCUGUUGAGAAGGUGGCAGUUCUGUGCCGCUUCUUGGACAUUAGUGCUGUGACCAAAAACCACCUGCUGAAGUACACCUUAGCCCAUGCUUUCUGCUGCUUCCUGGCCUCCGUGGAGGAUGUCAACCCCGCUGUGGCAACAAGGGCCAGACUGCUGCUGGACACCAUCAAAAGACCAGCACUGCAGGGUUUGUGUCUGUGUCUGGACUUCCAGUUCGACACCGUCGUUCGGGAUCGCCCGAUCAUUCUCAGCAAACUUCUUCUCCUGCACUUCCUGAAGAAAGACAUCCCUGCUCUGAGCUGGGAGUUUUUCGUCAACCGCUUUGAAACACUAUCUCUGGAAGCUCAGCUGCACCUGGAUUGCAACAAGGAGUUUCCCUUUCCCACAACCAUUACAGCUGUGCGGACCAAUGUGGCUAACCUCAGCGAUGCAGCAAUGUGGAAGAUAAGAAGGGCUCGUUUUGCCAGAAAUCAGCAGAAAAGUGUUCGGUCACUGCGUGACAGCGUAAAGGAUGACUCCAAACGGGCUUUUUCCCUCCCAGAGUCACUAAGCAACCGACUUCCACUAAGGCUUACAAGGCAAGAGCAAUCUGCACCGACACUGGGAGAUAUGAUAGAGAAAGUUCUGCCAGCACGGUUCCUCCUGCACUUUAACCCUGACGCUUCAGCACCUCUUGCAGGCCAGACCCCUUCUCCUGAGGAUGACACCAUUAUCAGAGACCUGCUGCCUGAGGACGCUGGCAUCGAUCACCAGACAGUUCACCAGCUGAUCAUGGUGCUCAUGAAAUUCAUGGCCAAAGAUCAGAGCAGUGCUGACGCUGACAUCAGCAGUGCCAAGGCUUUUAACACCGUGAAGAGGCACCUGUAUGUGCUGCUGGGUUAUGACCAGCAAGAAGGCUGCUUCAUGAUUGCACCUCAGAAGAUGCGCACCUCCACCUGCUUCAACGCCUUCAUUGCUGGCAUUGCACAAGUGAUGGACUACAAUAUCGGUUUGGGAAAGCAGCUGCUGCCCCUGGUGGUGCAGGUGUUGAAGUACUGCGCUUGUCCUCAGCUCAGACAUUAUUUUCAGCAGCCGCCACGAUGCUCUCUGUGGGCUUUGAAGCCACAUAUUCGGCAGAUGUGGCUCAAAGCUCUACUCGUUAUCCUUUACAAGUACCCUUAUAGAGAAAUGGAUGGCAGUAAAGUUGUCCUUCACCUGGUCCACAUCACCAUCAACACCCUGAAUGCUCAGUAUCACAGCUGUCGUCCUCACGCUGCAGCCGGACCGCUCUACAGCGACAACUCCAAUAUAAGCCGUUACAGCGAGAAGGAAAAAGAAGAGGACAGUGUCUUUGACGAGUCAGAUGUCCACGACACACCAACUGGAGCUGCUAACAAGGAGUCCCAGACCUUUUUCGCCCGUUUGAAGAGGAUUGGUGGCAACAAGUCUGUAAAGUAUCAACCAGUGGAGCUAAACGCCAAGAGAACCUCAUUUUUAUUUUGUGCGUCAGGUGAGAUCGAGCUCUCAGAGUACCGUGAAGCCAGCGCCCUCCAGGACAGCAUCCUGCACUGCGUCAGGGAGGAGAGCACCAGGAAGAAGCGGCUUCAGGCCAUGCAUAAGCAAAAGUCUCUGGACAUUUCCAACACGGAUUCCAUCCUUUUCAGUUUGGAUGAACACCGGAGGAAGUCCUGCAUCGAUCGCUGUGACGUGCAGGUGCCCCCUGUGGUCCUUCCAUCAUCCGCGUCCCGCAGACAACAAGGUAAAGGAUCGUCUGAUGGCUCAUCGGUUCGGGUUGAUCCUGUUGAUCGGAGAGGUUCCAGAGGAGGCCAGUCUGACACAUCCAAACCCGUCAUCCCAGAGGUCCGUCUCAGCUGCAUGGAGACUUUUGAGGACAAACUGGAUCAAGGGUCCUUGGAAGGAUCAACUCAGGAGAAGGAGGAUCAAGACCUCAUUGACCUCUCGUCAGAUUGCACCUCAAUUCCAGAAAAACACUCUCUGCUCUCCAUGUCCGACAGUGACUCCCUGGUUUUUGAACUGCUGCCCCCACUGAGAAUUGUGGAGAGCGAUGAAGAGUUUGACAUUAACACAAUAAUAGGUUCAAGAUUCAGUGGGAGUCCAAAGGUCUCUGCAUCUUCUGCGAGCAGUAAUACUUUGCGGUUGUCUCCUGUGGUUCCGGUAAGGGUGGCUGACUGUUCAAGUGCAAAAAAGGACGUAGAACUUACCGUUGGAGAGAAGAAGAAAUCUUCCGAGAAGAAGCUCAUAGAUUUGACCCCAAGCGCCUCCUUAGAGAUCCCUGAACGUCUGGAGAAUGUUUCCUGUGAAAGCCCAAUGACCUUGAAGCAGAAGAGAGAUCUGCUGAAGAAGACCCCAAAUGUUCCAGUCACCUCAUUAGAUGAAGCCUCUGUGAUCCAAGAAGACAUGAGGACAGAGAUGGGUUCCAGUCCCUCCGGCAAGACUGUCUUCCUGGACAUCCCGGAAGACAGAGCUGAGCCGCCUUCGUCGCCUGAGAAAAGUAAGACCAAUAGCAAUGAAGAAGAAGAAGACGACGGAGACGACGAGGAAGAUGAUGAAAUGGGGGAUGAAGCUGAUAGCAACCCCAAAACUGAGCACGCAGACGACACUGACGAAGCAGAGUUCAAAAUUCAGAUUGUUCCUCGGCAGCGGAAACAGAGGAAGAUAGCCGUCAGUGCCAUCCAGAGGGAAUAUCUGGACAUCUCGUUUAACACAUUUGACAAACUGGGUGUAGAACCAACGACUGAGGCUGAUCACAAAGGUAUAUCAGCCUUGGAAAAACCCCGGGAAUCAGCCUCCGCUCCAACUCUUGAAGCUGCUCUGCCAGAAACAAGCCAUCGCUCUUCAGUGUCAACUCAGUACCGGCAGGCAAAACGAGGCUCUCUGGGAGCUCUGACGAUGAGUCAGCUGAUGAAGAGGCAGCUGGAACAUCAGUCAAGUGCGCCACACAACAUCUGCACCUGGGAGACCGGUCAGAUGCUCUGGACUUAUCUCUGUAGCAACGUCACCUUAACAGGAAAUAAUGUAUGCGGAGAAUAUGAAACAAACACUAACGGGAACCAUGUCCUCUUCUUGGUAGGUCCCACCAAAACAAGCUUACUUUCAGCACCGAGCACAGUCAGCAUGUUUGUUCCAGCACCUGAGGAGUUCAUCGACGAGCAGCCCACCACCAUGUCUGACCGGUGCCGGGACUGUGCUGCUGUGCUGGAGGAAUAUGACGAGGAGACUCUAGCUCUUGCAGUGGUAGUUCUGUCCAUGUUUAUCCACCUCAGCCCUGAUCUGGCUGCUCCCAUGCUUCUCGACAUCAUGCAGUCUGUAGGCAGGCUGGCAUCGAGUGGCAAUUUCUCCGGACAAGCUGAGAGUAUGCUGAUCCCUGGAAAUGUAGCAGGUGUGGCCAAGCAGUUCCUUCGUUGCAUGUUUCACCAGCUGGCCCCUAAUGGCAUCCUGCCCCAGCUCUUCCAGAGCAACAUUAAAGAUGGGGGUUUCCUGCGAACCCUUGCUUCCUCUCUGAUAGACUUCAAUGAGCUGAGCUCUGUUGCAGCUCUCAACAUGCUGCUUGAGGGCCUAAACAACAAAAAGAGUCUACCAGCAGGGGGCACAAUGCUGCACUGCCUGGACAACAUUGCCACCUUCAUGGAGGCUCUCCCUAUGGACUCUCCCAGCAACCUGUGGACAACCAUCUGCAAUCAGUUCCAGACCUUCCUCACAAAACUGCCCUCUGUGCUUCCUUUGAAGUGCCCAAUGGAUUCCAGUUUAAGGAUUAUCAUUUGUCUUCUAAAGAUCCCAACAACAAACGCGACUCGGAGUCUCCUGGAGCCUUUCUCUAAGCUUCUGAGCUUCGUUAUCCAGUAUGGUUCCUUCAGCCUUUCCUACCUGGUUGAAAUGUGCGGGCUGUGCUAUAAAGCCUUCAACAAGGAGAGAGAUAAGUUCUACAUGUCCCGCAUUGUGGUGUUGGAGCUUCUGCAGGCUCUCAAGUUCAAGUCUCCCAUACCUGAUACAAACUUGUUACUGCUGGUUCAGUUUGUUUGUGCAGAUAUAGGAACACGUUUAGCAGAAUCCACUAUCAUCCAAAAGCACAUGAUCUCCACGCUGCCAGGGUGUACAACUGCGGCAAUGGAAUGCAUAAGGCAGUACAUCAGUGAGCUGCUGGACUUCAUUGCAGAUAUGCACACUCUAACUAAGCUAAAAAACCAUAUGAAGGCGUGCUGUCAGCCGCUGCACGAGGACACUUUUGGGGGAAACCUGAAAGUAGGCUUGGCCCAAGUUGCAGCCAUGGAAAUCAGCAAAGGGAACCACCGUGAUAACAAAGCUGUAGUCCGGUAUCUCCCCUGGCUUUAUCAUCCACCAUCUACCAUGCAGCAAGGGCCAAAAGAAUUCAUUGAGUGCGUGUCCCACAUCCGUCAGUUGUCCUGGCUUCUGCUAGGGUCUCUGACACACUGUGCCCUGCACCAAGGCUCCACCUCCUGUAUGCCCAUCCCGCUAGACGCUGGAUCCCACAUCGCAGAUCAUCUUAUUGUCAUCCUUAUUGGCUUCCCGGAGCAGUCAAAGACAUCAGUGCUGCACAUGUGCUCCCUUUUCCAUGCUUUCAUGUUUGCCCAGCUGUGGACAAUCUACUGCGAGCAAGCAGCAGCUGCACCAUCACUGCAGAACCAGAACCAGACAGAAUUUUCAUCCAGUGCCAUCCUCACUGGCCUGGAGUUUUGGAGUCGGGUCACCCCUAGCAUCCUCCAGCUCAUGGCUCACAAUAAAGUGAUGGUGGAGAUGGUUUGUCUUCAUGUCAUCAGUUUGAUGGAAGCCCUACAGGAAUGCAACUCGACCAUCUUUGUGAAGUUAAUUCCAAUGUGGCUGCCCAUGAUUCAAUCCAACCUUAAGCAUCUGUCUGCGGGACUGCAGUUGCGCCUUCAGGCCAUCCAGAACAGGGUUAACCAUCAGUGUCUGCAGGGCCAGUCACCUGGAGCCCCACCCUUUGCACUGUGCAAAUGGCUCCAAUGCACACAAUUCAAGAUGGCUCAGGUGGAGAUCCAGUCGUCAGAAGCAGCCUCACAGUUCUACCCGAUGUGACCUGUUCUGCACUCGUUGCUGGGUCUUUUCUGUCCCGACACCCGCAUGCACCUGCCUUAGCUAACCAAAAACAGGACUCAAACUGAUGCUGUGCUGGAUUUAUUUUUAAAAAAAUAGCAUUUUAGGAACCUUUAAUACUUGUAUAACAAAUAUAUGUUAUUUUAAAGUAAUUGUGGUUGAACUGCUGAUCAAAGGUGGGGUAAAUGUAUUUUGUGCCUAAGGAGAAUGACUGUGAAUAAUUUAUAUUGUCCCAUGUUAGUGACAAUAAGGGUGUAAAAAGCAGAUGCUUCUAUACUUUACGCUGAUUCUGUUACACUGAUAUCCUAUCACUUUUUAGGUUGUUUGGUUUCAAGCUGGAUAUUAAAUUUUUUUUCUAAA